AUGAGAACUACUAGUGGUGAAAUAGUGGAGACUCUACCAAGAUCCUUUCAGGUACAUAGUAAAAUAUGCAUGGAAUUGAUGAGAAUAUUGGAUGAUAUCAUGAGGAUAUUUCCAGAUAUAGAGGAUGCAAGACCAAAAUGUUCAUCAGGAAUAGAAUCUCUGGUUUAUCUGAACAACUCAAUUCAGAAAGCUAAACUACUUCUACAACAUUGCUCUGAAUGUAGCAAACUCUACCUGGCAGUGACAGGAGAUACAGUACUUUUAAGAUGCCAAAAAGCAAAAAAGUCAUUAGAACAAAGCUUAAUUCCCAUUCAGAGUAUGGUUCCAGUUGUGUUGGCUGUUGAGGUUUCUAGAAUAGUUGAUGAUCUUGAGCGUGCUACAUUUGUUCUGGACUCUGCUGAAGAAGAGGCUGGGAAAGUUUUAACAGAAUUGCUUCAGCAAGGUACUUCGAACUUGGUUUCAGCGGAAGAUUUUGAACUUAAAGCUCUUGAGUUUGCAGCACCGAGGCUGAAUAUAACAUCACAAAAGGCCUUAUUAAUCGAGGGACGGUCUAUUAAAAAGUUGCUAGAUAAAAUUGGACCAAAUGACCAGAAAAAGAAAUCGGUAGUUAAUCGACCUGUUGGUAUCUUUGGAUCUUUGUGGUCAUAUUUUUGUUGCUUAAUAUCCAUGGUUGACAUGCAUAUUUCUGGAUUGCAUUCAUUCUUAUUAUUGCUGCUAGGUAUGCGUAGCUUGGACCAAAUGGUAGUCAAGGAAGGAUCAUGGUCCUAG
Vicia faba (fava bean) is the source of this 768-nucleotide messenger RNA. NCBI's taxonomy places the organism in Eukaryota, Viridiplantae, Streptophyta, Magnoliopsida, Fabales, Fabaceae. The record is from the annotation of a GenBank genome assembly.